Ramularia collo-cygni is the source of this 1560-nucleotide messenger RNA. Its product is annotated as probable succinyl-CoA:3-ketoacid-coenzyme A transferase (ScoT), putative. Gene Ontology annotation, molecular function: succinyl-CoA:3-oxo-acid CoA-transferase activity. Gene Ontology annotation, biological process: ketone body catabolic process. The record is from RefSeq and is a predicted model, not a curated record. The transcript has 11 exons. Bases 1 to 1560 code for a protein of 519 amino acids. NCBI's taxonomy places the organism in Eukaryota, Fungi, Ascomycota, Dothideomycetes, Mycosphaerellales, Mycosphaerellaceae.
AUGGUCUCGUCUGUAACACUGUGCUUCCGCACGGCCAGCAACUUGAAGCGAGCCUCACCUACUGCCCGCCAUCUAGCCCGAACCUUUGCAUCAUCCUCUCGCCGACAUGAAAUCAACAAAGUGGUCGGCUCUGCCGAAGAAGCGAUCAAGGACAUGCAACCCAACUCUACCCUGCUCUGCGGUGGCUUUGGACUUUGCGGAGUACCCGAUACCCUCAUCGACGCGGUAGAGAGGUCUCCCCAUAUCAAAGGCCUUACGGCUGUCUCGAAUAACGCUGGUGUGCCUGGGUCAGGUCUUGGAAAGUUGCUGGCUUCGAGACAAGUCUCCAAGAUGAUUGCAAGCUACGUGGGAGAAAACAAGCUGUUCGAAAGCAUGUAUCUCAAGGGCGAAAUCGAGAUGGAAUUGUCUCCACAAGGAACCCUGGCGGAACGAUGUGCAGCUGGCGGCAAAGGCAUACCCGCGUUUUAUACCCCGGCGGCGGUAGGAACGGUGGUACAGACUGGUGAACUGCCUCUGAAGCAUAACAGUGAUGGCUCAGUCGCAAAAUAUUCAGCACCACGCGAUGUAAAGGUCUUCGACGGUAAGCCGUAUGUCAUGGAAGAGAGCAUUAAAGGAGAUGUUGCGCUGGUAAAGGCUUGGAAAGCGGAUCGCCUGGGGAAUGUCAUGUUUCGAUUCGCAGCACACAACUUCAACGGAGCCAUGGCAAGGAACGCAAAGGUCACCAUUGUGGAGGCAGAGCACAUUGUGGAACCGGGAGAGAUUGAUCCCGCUUCAGUUCAUGUGCCUGGCAUAUAUGUGACGAAAGUCAUUCAAUCAACAAGUGAGAAGAAUAUUGAGAAGGUCGUCAAUGCAAAGAGCCCCGAGGAGCUCAAAGCCGGUGCUUUGGGGAGCGGAGACACGGCCAACAAGCGGGAGAGGAUUGUUCGAAGGGCGGCAAAGGAAUUCAAGAACGGACAGUACGCUAAUCUGGGCAUUGGAAUGCCGAUGCUUGCUCCUUCGUUCGUGGACAGCUCCGUGGAAGUCCAGCUACAGAGUGAGAAUGGCAUCCUUGGAUUAGGAACCUACCCUCAAAAGGGCGAGGAGGACGCCGACCUCAUCAACGCCGGAAAAGAAACGGUGACUYUGAAGCCUGGAGCUGCCGUAUUCGGAUCUGAGGAAAGCUUUGGAAUGAUUAGAAGCGGGCGCAUCGAUCUCACUAUACUUGGUGCUAUGCAGGUCAGCGCGAAGGGAGACCUUGCCAACUGGGCGUUACCAGGCAAGGUCAAGGGCUUCGGAGGAGCGAUGGAUCUCGUUUCCAACCCAUCACAGACGAAGGUGGUAGUUACUAUGGAGCACACAGACAAGAAAGGGGGGCCCAAGAUUCUCAACCACUGCGCCUUCCCUUUGACGGGAAAAUCGUGUGUGAGCCUUAUCAUAACCGAGCUCGCUGUAUUUGACGUGGACUUCACUUCUGGCUUGACCUUGAUUGAACAUGCAGAAGGCGUCACUGUAGAUGAGAUCAAGGCCAAGACUGAGGCGCCAUUCAAGAUCUCGGAGAAGUUGACAGUUAUGCAACAAUAG